ACGUGGCAACUCAUUUCCUGCGGCGGACUGUUUAAUCAAAGAUACAUAGGACAGCGGCAUGUUAUUUUGGUGUUUGACUCGCCUGCUGCCCAAUGUCGGUCGGCAGGCUGGGUCUGGAUUUUGCAGAACCCAGUACCUCCGAAACCUGUCGUGUUCCCAGAGGCUGCGAGGAGGCUGUCAGAAGACAACGGUCAUAACACCACAACCUUGGACCCAGCACGGAAGGUCAUCUGGCCUCGGUGACAGUCUUGGUUUGAAGUUGCUGGGUUUUUUGGCUUUUUCACUUUUCACUAAAUCUGCAGAGCUGGAGGAAGAGGAGAAGAAGGAUAAAGAAGAUGACAUUAUUCUGCUUCUUAAGAGAGCAAAGCUGAGUGUCAUGAGGGGGGAGCUGGUGGCAGCGGACCAAAUUCUGCACCUGGCCAUCCGGCUGGCUCACCAGUCCCACAACACACAGGCCAUCAUAUACACCUAUGACAUGAUGGCCAAUGUAGCGUUCCUUCGAGGGCAGCUUUCCAAUGCUGAGAAACUGUUUAAAGCAGCCAUGAGUUUUCUUCUAGCACAUGGCGCAAAAGAGGAUGACAAUGCUGUGAUUGAGAUGUCUCUCAAAUUGGCCAGUAUAUAUGCUGCUCAGAACCAGCACCAGCUCGCUAUCCAUGGGUUUCAGUUCUGCACUGAAACUCUAGAAGAAAAGAUACAGAAACAGAAGGACCUUUCUGAGGAGGCUAUGUCAGCAAAGGAGAAGGCGAACACACGGCUCCUGCUGGGCUUGUGUCUGGACUCGUACGCUCGGUAUCUCCUCACCACCCGGCAGCUGGAUCAGGCUCUGUCCUCCUAUCAGAGAGCGCUGCAGCUCUCCAGAGAGGUGCAGGGAGAUGCCCACCCCCAGACCAUUGUGCUCAUGAGUGACAUGGCGACAGUGCUGGACAUGCAGGGUCGCCAUGACGACGCGUAUGGCCAUGUGAAGAGGGCUCUGGAACUGGCAAGGGAGACUGACCACCCGGACCAACAUACAAUUCUCUGCAACUUGGCAGGGAUUCUCAUGCACCAAGGGCACCUGGUCGAGGCUGGGCGCAUGUACAAGGAGGCCCUGAAGUUGGCUGAGUCAAAAGGAGAUGGGGAGGUGGUGGAGCAGAUCAAGAAGGGCCUGCAGGAGCUGAGCAAGAUGACGAGCAGGGCAUCAUGAAGCACAGGGAGAGGCAGAGACCAGAGUGUCCGGGACACACACAGGGAGGCCCCCCCAGGAACACAGAACAGGGAUUUCAUGAAGAAAGUGGGAAUGCACGAGUCAGACAGCAAAUCCACAGCACUCCAAAAGAUCGGAUUGCUCAGCGCUUUACAAAGUUGUAUUAAUUUAACCGAUGAAACGGUAAACUUGAUACGUUUUGGAAUACCUCACCAGCACAAAGCAAUUUGGAAAACACUUAUGUAGCACAUUACUUAAAACAGACUUCCAAGAUCAAUAUUUAUAAACAUGUUCACCAGUCCCUUUGGCUCCUCCAGCGACCCCUGUUGAAAUGUGUGCAGUGGGCAGUCAAGAUCUUAAAUGGUUCAACUCUUUCAGCACUAAUUCAUUUUGUAAACAAGCACACCCAACUACGACUGAUUGAAUAGUUUCAGUGUCUUACAGGGACCCUACAACACUCCUAUCGUGGUACUGUUACCUAUGACACAGGUCUUUUAACAUAGUACCCUGGUAGACACAAACUUUCAUUAAUUUGGGCAGCAGUGUGGAGUAGUGGUUAGGGCUCUGGACUCUUGACCGGAGGGUUGUGGGUUCAAUCCCCAGUGGGGGACACUGCUGUUGUACCCUUGAGCAAGGUACUUUACCUAGAUUGCUCCAGUAAAAACCCAACUGUAUAAAUGGGUAAUUGUAUGUAAAAAUAAUGUGAUAUCUGUAUAAUGUGAAAUCUUGUAACAAUUGUAAGUCGCCCUGGAUAAGGGCGUCUGCUAAGAAAUAAAUAAAUAAAUAAUUUCUUAGUCAAAACAACAGUUAUAUAGGGGUGUAUCCAAUACCUGGGACAGGUGGUUUUGAAUAGAGUUAUUUUUCCUGCACCUUAUUACUGGUCUGCAGUGUUGGAGGACUAUAAAAACCUCCAACUAUGGGCAACCCGUAGUAGAUUUACAUCUUUCAUGAAUUGACAUAUUUACUAUAAGGAAACAUCAUUUAUAUAUUUAACAAAAAAAAAAAAAAAAAAAACUGUAUAUUGUGGUACUGUGUAAUAAUAAAAUCCAGAUGAAGGGAAUUCAAACAAGUAACCUUUUUUGUAAAAUAAAUAAAUAAAUAGAACAAUAAAAACUA
This is a messenger RNA of Acipenser ruthenus (sterlet), 2299 nucleotides long. RefSeq names its product tetratricopeptide repeat domain 19 (gene ttc19). Gene Ontology annotation, biological process: mitochondrial respiratory chain complex III assembly. Gene Ontology annotation, molecular function: protein binding. NCBI's taxonomy places the organism in Eukaryota, Metazoa, Chordata, Actinopteri, Acipenseriformes, Acipenseridae. The transcript has 11 exons. Gene Ontology annotation, cellular component: mitochondrial inner membrane. The record is from RefSeq and is a predicted model, not a curated record. Bases 59 to 1183 code for a protein of 374 amino acids.